Hevea brasiliensis (rubber tree) is the source of this 1943-nucleotide messenger RNA. RefSeq names its product polygalacturonase At1g48100. Lineage: Eukaryota; Viridiplantae; Streptophyta; Magnoliopsida; Malpighiales; Euphorbiaceae. The transcript is spliced from 6 exons. The record is from RefSeq and is a predicted model, not a curated record. Bases 281 to 1777 code for a protein of 498 amino acids. Gene Ontology annotation, molecular function: polygalacturonase activity. Gene Ontology annotation, biological process: carbohydrate metabolic process.
UGAUUCUGCAUGCAUUCCAAGGCCAAAUCUUUAGCAAGUUGCUCUAGUGCUCAUAGUGCACUGUACACUUAAACCGUUAAAACAAACCCACUAGCUUGCUUCUUUCAACUUCCCAUAAUUUAGGGUGCAUUUCCUUUGUCAGAUAUAGUUUCUUGAUCUAGUAUUUAGUAAGUGAUAGAGACAAAGCAAUUUUGAACUGGUGUAUUUUGAGUUCCAGCAAUUUUCAACAGAAUUCUCCAUCGUUUCUUUAGUUUCUGAAUUUUUCCAAGUUGAGCCCAAAAUGGGUUGUUCUCGUGUGUCAUUACUUGUUUUCUGCAUUUCCUUUCUUUGCUUCUUCCUUUACACCACUCAAGCUAGGUGGCAUUACCAUACAAAACAUAAACACACCCAUUCUCACAAAGUAUCCGCAAUUUCACAACCUCCCUCUUCCCCUCCUGAAUAUGCUUCAGAACCUCCCUCUACUCCACCUGAAUCUUCUAAUCUUUCAGAACCUCCAACUCCUGCGCCUGAAUCUGUUAAUCUGUCUCUCACUCCUUCACCUGAGCCUGCUAGUCCGCCUGAUGAUGGGAGCGACAACAAUUCUGGGGUUUUUGAUGUACGGAAAUUUGGGGCUGUUGGCGAUGGCAUAACAGAUGAUACUGAUGCAUUCAAGAUGGCAUGGGAAACAGCCUGCCAAGUUAAUUCUGCAGUCAUCCUUGUUCCUUAUGGCUUCAAAUUCACGAUUCAGUCUACAAUUUUCACAGGUCCUUGUCAAGGUGGUCUGCACUUUCAGGUUGAUGGGACUCUUGCGCCUCCUGAUGGACCAGACUCCUGGCCACAAAAGAACAGUAAGAGACAAUGGCUGGUCUUUUACCGAAUUAAUGAAAUGUCCCUAGUAGGAGGUGGUGCAAUAGAUGGCAGAGGAGAGAAAUGGUGGGAUCUUCCAUGCAAACCCCACAAGGGAAUAAAUGGAACUACAUUGCCUGGAUCCUGCGAUAGUCCAAUAGCCAUUAGGUUCUUUAUGAGCUCCAACUUGACUGUUCAAGGACUUAGAAUCAAGAAUAGCCCCCAAUUCAACUUCAGAUUUGACAACUGCAAGAAUGUUCAUAUAAUAUCCAUUCACAUUACUGCUCCUGCCCUAAGUCCCAACACUGAUGGAAUUCACAUAGAGAACACCAAUAAUGUGGAAAUAUAUGAUUCAGUAAUCUCCAAUGGUGAUGAUUGCAUAUCGAUCGGGUCAGGGUGUUAUGAUGUAGACAUAAGGAACGUCACCUGUGGACCUAGUCAUGGAAUCAGCAUUGGGAGUCUAGGCAAUCACAACUCACGAGCCUGUGUAUCUAAUAUCACGGUUAGAGACUCGGUGAUAAAAGUGUCGGAUAAUGGAGUUAGGAUCAAGACAUGGCAAGGUGGAUCAGGAGCAGUAUCAGGAAUAACAUUCAGCAAUAUUCACAUGGACAAUGUAAGGAAUCCAAUUAUAAUAGACCAGUUCUACUGCCUGACAAAGGACUGCACGAACCAAACAUCAGCAGUUUUUGUAUCGGAUAUUCUCUAUGAAAAUAUAAAAGGAACCUACAACAUUCGAAGCCCGCCAAUGCAUUUUGCCUGCAGUGACUCAGUCCCUUGCACCAACUUGACGCUCUCAGAUGUUGAGCUUCUUCCUGCUCAAGGAGACCUAGUAUUGGAUCCAUUUUGUUGGAAUGCAUAUGGAGAACUGCAGACACUAACUAUUCCACCAGUCUCUUGCUUGAUAGAGGGUGCUCCUCGGUCCAUGUUGCAUAAUGAGAUGGAUUACUGUUGACCUACCAGAUUCAACUGCAAAGUAGUUUCAAUAUGUACUGUACAUAAUUGAAAGAGAAGCCAUGAUUAAUGUAGUAUCAUGGUAACUCUAAUUAUGUGUAAUGAUUGUGAAAUGGUGUAUUUUAAUCACCUUCCCAUAAUAAUAUAUAAAAUGUCUAAUUUAUCAA